CGUCACCGUGUUUACCCGGAAAUGAAAGUCUCCUGCAAUAACUGCUGUCAAAGCCUUUAGUUUUACCGAAUUCGUAGCGUUUUAAUUUUAGUAUCAUUAAAAAUUACAGUAUAAUAUAGACGUAAAGAUUUGGCUCGCUAUGUACAGCGGACUCCUGCCCGAAGGUGUAACCGAAGACGACCUCAGUCCAGAUGAGGAGGCUGAGCAGAAGGAUGUGGAGGAGAGAAGGGAGGGUGAAAAGGGCUCUGCUGAAAAUUUGAGCUCUGCGGCGGAAAACACAAGCUCGGUGGUGGAGACACAGCCGACUCACACUGCUAGUGAUGCUGACAGUGAAUCUCCGACAUGCAGUAUGCCUGGUAUAUCCCAGGAGAUGUGGCAAAAAUUCCAGGAUCUACGGAAGCAGAAAGAUGAAGUUAAAAUGAUGAAAGCCCCUGGAAGAAGAAAAAGAAGACGGCACAAGAAAGGAACAGAGAGUGAGGAACCAACAGAGACAAGCAGAGAGUGUCAGGAGGAGCAGGAGAAGCCCUGGAAUGAGUUGCAGCAGUAUUUUGGUGUAAAUGAUCGAUUUCAUCCCCCUGCAUGUUCCAAACCUCCUCCGAAGUCCGGCCUAGAAAAGAGCAUAGAGAGGGCCAUAGCUGAAGGGGACAUUGCAAAGGCGGAGGAGAUGAACGACAGACUCGCCACUCGAGAGAUAGCUGUGAAAAUCGCUCAAGCCGCUGAUUGCCGUGACUUUGUGCAACGCAAACAGGAAGAGGAAGCUUUGAGGGCAGCGCAAAAAAGGAAGAAGCAAAUAGCCUGGGGGUUUGAGGCAAAGAAGCGAUGGGAAACCAAAAGCAACAUGGGCUACAUGUGAGAAACAUGGAGGAAAAGAAGCAGGACUCUGAUUUUUGUAGCUAAUUUGAUAAAAGUUGUGUUUUUUUAUAGUGAACUGAUCGUGUUUCUUUUUAUUCUUGUAUAUUUUGAAGACUUUACAUCAGCAGCAUGUAAGGAGGGAGGAAAGUCACGCUGUUGGCUGUGGAAAAAAAAACCCAAUCCACAGAGUACAAGAGAGAGAAAAAAUUAUGGAGCAUUCAAAUUAAUUCCUAAGGCGCCCAUUGGUGUCUGCAUUGUGUUAUUUUUCAUUACAUUUCAGUGAUUUGAGCGUUCUGGCCCCUUUUUUUCCCUUCAAAUUAAAUCUGGUGUACAUUA
This is a messenger RNA of Amphiprion ocellaris (clown anemonefish), 1188 nucleotides long. RefSeq names its product family with sequence similarity 204 member A (gene fam204a). The transcript is spliced from 7 exons. Bases 140 to 853 code for a protein of 237 amino acids. NCBI's taxonomy places the organism in Eukaryota, Metazoa, Chordata, Actinopteri, Pomacentridae. The record is from RefSeq and is a predicted model, not a curated record.